AUGGCCUCCGAGCAGGCACAGCUAGUCGCCAGCUUCGAGUCGCUGCAGCAGUCGCAUGCCUCCCUCCAGCACGAGAACGACAAGAUGCGCGCCCGGCUCGAGGCGCGAGACCGUGAGCGGCAGGAUGCGCAGGAGCUCAUCGCGCACCAGAACGAGCAGGCGCUGCAGUCCACCGCGAUGCGGGCGCGGGAGCACGCGAUCCUCGAGAAGUACGUCGCCAUGGUUGCCGUCCACAGCGACACGACCGCCCUGGCCGCGUGCGAGACCGCGGCCUCCGACCAGCUCGCCGCCGCACGCAACGAAAACAUCUCGCUUCAGCGCCGGCUUCAGGUCUUCGAGGAGGAGCGGCUCAUGAUGCGCGCGCGGCUUGAGGAGGUGACGCAGCUGCACAGCGACAAGGCCCGGCUCGAGCACGAGCUCUUCCUCGCGCGGUCCGAGGAGCGCAAGGCGCGCACGGAGCUGGCCCCGGCGCAGACGACUGCUGACAUGUGGAAGGGCAAGUUCCACGAGAUGCGCGGCAUGCUCGGCAAGUCGGAGGUGGAGGCGAAGCGGAAGGAGAUGGAGUUUCAGACGCAGCUAUCGACCAUGUCGCGUCAGCUGCAAGUGACCAAGUCGCGCGCCGACCGCCUGUUUCUUGAGUACGACCAGCGACAGCGCAGCCUGCCGCCCCACCCCCAGCACGGGCAGAUGACUCGCACCUCGGGCCAACUUCCGCCUCAGCAGUUCAGCAGAGGCGGGCCGAUGGGCGCGGCGUGGAAUCCUCACGAGCCCCUCUACCAGCGCCCUGGUGAGCCUCAGCGCGGCGCAUUCCGCUUCGGCUACCCUUAG
This is a messenger RNA of Emiliania huxleyi CCMP1516, 828 nucleotides long. RefSeq lists its product as hypothetical. The coding region runs from base 1 to 828 and encodes 275 amino acids. The record is from RefSeq and is a predicted model, not a curated record. The transcript has a single exon. NCBI's taxonomy places the organism in Eukaryota, Haptophyta, Isochrysidales, Noelaerhabdaceae.